AUUAAAAUUAACUAUGCUCACAAAAGCAUUAGCUAGAUAGAUGCGUGUAGCAUUCUCUGCUGCAAAGAAGGAAGCAUCAACUUCAACAAAAUAGGCAACUGCAACAACAGGGUAGAUUGCCUAAGUCAUUGGUGCAGUUGUAGAUGUGUAAUUUGAUGGUCCUUUACCUCCUAUUUUGAAUGCUUUGUAAGUUUAAGGAACAAGUCAUAAAUUGAUAUUGGAAGUGGCUCAACAUUUAGGUGAUAGCAGAGUCAGAACAAUCGCCAUGGAUUCAACAGAGGGACUUAUUCGUGGUUAACCAGUUUCAGAUUUGGGUGGUCCAAUUACAAUUCCAGUUGGCCCUGAAACAUUGGGACGUAUUAUGAAUGUGAUUGGCCCAAUCGAAACUAAAAUCAGAUAUCCAAUUCACAGAGAAGCUCCAAGUUUUGUUGACUAAGGUAGUGGUGCUGAAAUCUUGAUCACUGGUAUCAAAGUCGUCGAUUUAUUGGCUCCAUAUGCUAGAGGUGGUAAGAUUGGAUUGUUCGGUGGUGCAGGAGUCGGAAAGACUGUGUUAAUUCAAGAAUUGAUUAAUAAUGUUGCUAAAGCCCAUGGUGGUUAUUCAGUGUUUGCAGGAGUAGGAGAGAGAACAAGAGAAGGAAACGACUUAUAUCAUGAAAUGGUUGCCUCUGGUGUCAUCAACUUGAGUGGUGGAUCAAGAUGUGCUCUCAUUUAUGGAUAAAUGAAUGAACCCCCCGGUGCCAGAGCCAGAGUUGGUUUGACUGGUUUGACAGUUGCUGAAUAUUUCAGAGAUGAAGAAGGAAAAGAUGUGUUACUCUUUAUUGACAACAUUUUCAGAUUCACAUAAGCAUGUUCAGAAGUGUCAGCCUUAUUGGGACGUAUCCCAUCAGCUGUCGGUUAUCAACCAACAUUGGCAACAGAUUUAGGUCAAUUGUAAGAACGUAUCACAACAACCAAGAAGGGAUCCAUCACAUCAGUCUAAGCUAUUUAUGUACCUGCAGAUGAUCUUACAGAUCCAGCACCUGCCACAACAUUUGCUCACUUGGAUGCCACCACUGUGUUGUCAAGAGCAUUGACUGAAUUAGGUAUCUAUCCAGCUGUCGAUCCAUUGGAUUCUUCAUCACGUAUGAUGGACCCAAAUAUUGUUGGUGAAAAGAUAAUAUAUUAGAUUUAAUAUUAUUUAGACAUUAUACAGUCACAAGAGAGAGUUUAAAAAUUGUUGUAAGAUUACAAAUCACUCCAAGAUAUCAUCGCUAUUUUGGGUAUGGAUGAAUUGUCUGAAGAUGAUAAACUUACUGUUGCCAGAGCUAGAAAAGUAUAAAGAUUCCUUUCAUAACCAUUCUUCAUGUCUGAAGUCUUCUCAGGAAGAAAGGGUAAAUUCGUUUCACUUAAUGACACUAUUUCUGGAUUCAGAGCAUUACUUGAUGGUGAAGGUGAUGAAUACCCAGAAAAUGCAUUCUAUAUGUAAGGUACAUUUGAGGAUGUCAUUGAAGAAGCUAAAAGAGUUGCAGCUGAAACAACAAAAUGAAAUAUAAUUUAAUAACAUAUAGCAUAAAAUUUAAAAUAAUCAUUAUCA
This is a messenger RNA of Paramecium tetraurelia, 1573 nucleotides long. RefSeq lists its product as uncharacterized. Gene Ontology annotation, molecular function: ATP hydrolysis activity; ATP binding; proton-transporting ATP synthase activity, rotational mechanism. The record is from RefSeq and is a predicted model, not a curated record. Lineage: Eukaryota; Ciliophora; Oligohymenophorea; Peniculida; Parameciidae. Gene Ontology annotation, biological process: proton motive force-driven mitochondrial ATP synthesis; proton transmembrane transport. The transcript has 4 exons.